Molecule: messenger RNA, 1888 nt
Organism: Crotalus tigris (Tiger rattlesnake)
Lineage: Eukaryota; Metazoa; Chordata; Lepidosauria; Squamata; Viperidae
Gene: SLC67A1
Product: solute carrier family 22 member 18
Exons: 13
Coding region: 1-1518 (505 amino acids)
Biological process (GO): transmembrane transport
Molecular function (GO): transmembrane transporter activity
Source: RefSeq, a predicted model, not a curated record
AUGGAGGCAGUUAUCACAGCAGCUAUUGUGGCACUGUGCUUGAACUGCUGCUUGCAUAAGGAGAGGGGAAGAAAAGAUGCCAACAGUUCUUUGUUUGGUAGGAAAUAUCUUUGCAACGAUGAUCCAAAAGAUCACCAAUUGCCUAGCCUUCAGACUAAAACCUUUGCAUUAAGAAGAAGAAGAAGAAGAAGAAGAAGAAGUAGUAAUAAUUUUUUUAAAAGCCUCUGCAGUAAAGGAAACUUUUCAGAGAGUGAACAAAAAUUGGAACUGAAAGAGGAAUCUUUGAAAAUGGAAGAUAAGAAAAUCAUAAAUAUGACCACAGCUCGGUGGGUGAUUAAAAUCACUUACUUCCUGACGGCUCUGGAUCUGACCUGCAUGUUUAUGCAGUUUGGGAUUGUUCCAUAUUUGGCAACUAACUUGGGUUUGGAUGCAAUUGGAUUUGGAUACUUGCAAACAUUCUUUGGUAUUCUUCAGCUUCUGGGUGGCCCCAUCUUUGGAAGGUUUGCUGACCAGUUUGGAACUAGAGCUGCCUUGACCCUUUCAUAUUUGGCUGGAUCCCUGUGCUUCUUGCUCCUCUCUGUCUCCAUCAGCGUCCCCCUGCUCUUUCUAUCCAGGGUUCCAGGCACCUUCAUUCAUGGAUUACCAGGUGCACAGAUGGUUAUAACAGAUUUGACAACUCCGGCCAAACGUGCUGAUGCUUUAGGAAAGCUUGGACUUUGUUUUGGAAUAGGAGUAAUUCUUGGACCAUCCCUGGGCGGUAUUUUAACCACAAAGUUUGGCGUUGGUGUUGCUUGCUAUGUUGCAGUAGCUGGAUACCUUGCCUGUGCCUUGAUGGCCCUUCUUUGUAUUCCUUCCCAGACAAAGCCACAGUCCAAGAGAAGUGAAGCACAACAGGGAACAUCCCAGCCCAGUAGUGUUUUUAGCCUCCAAGAAAUUAUUCGCCUGUUGACACUUCCAGGAGUAAUGGAUGUUUUCUUAAUCAAAGUUCUUUCAGUAUUUCCUACAGGAAUGUUCCUAAUUAUGUUUUCCAUCAUAUCCAUUGAUUUCUUUGGUCUGGAAGUUGCUCAUGCUGGGUAUUUGAUGUCCUACAAUGGAAUCCUUCAAAUGGUCGUCCAGGGCCUAGUAAUUGGAAGGUUAACCAGUCGCUAUACUGAGCGGUCUUUGCUUAUGCUGAGUGUUAUUGUUUUAUGUGGCGUUGGCAUUGCUAUGGUCCUGAUGACCAAUGUAUUUCAUUAUUGCCUCAUUGUGCCCCCCAUGGUGUUUUCCUUCAGUAUUGUUGGUGUCAUUACCGAUAUUAUCCUGACCAAAUCAGUCCCUGUUUCCGACACAGGAGCCAUGCUGGGAAUCAGUGCUUCAGUUACUCCACUGAUACGGACAUUUGGCCCAACAAUAGGAGGAUUUCUAUAUAGACAAUUUGGGGUUUCCUCCUUUGGCUACUUACAGCUAAUGGUGAAUGUAUCUUUGUUUUUUUAUCUCUUAAAGAAGAAGAUCCCUCAGAAAGAAGAGAUAGUUCAGUGACUAAUUCCAUGGAUAUUGUUGAUAUAAAGAACAAAAAAGAGUCAUAUUUCAAAGCUUAUUUUUGGUCAUUUAAGUUUUUUAAAAUCAUAUUUGUUGGGUAGGAAUUUCCAAAGAGAAGAAAAGUAAUGUUGGACCAGGCAAAAGUCCACUGUGAGUUUAACCCUUAAUUUGCUAUUGCCAGAGGUGGUUCCAAGGGUAGCUUAGAAACCAGCUAUGGGAACAAUAGUGUUUUCCUAGACAUGUUUUACAAUUCUUAGUGUUCAGAGCAAGAAAGACCCCCUUGUUCCAGGCAGAAAAUCAAGUAGGUUGCCAGGUUGCAAUCCCUACAUGCAUUUAUCAUUUUGCAAUAAACACAAAUGUUUAAAAUGUC